Messenger RNA from Haplochromis burtoni (Burton's mouthbrooder), 3845 nucleotides. RefSeq names its product checkpoint suppressor 1 (gene ches1). NCBI's taxonomy places the organism in Eukaryota, Metazoa, Chordata, Actinopteri, Cichliformes, Cichlidae. Gene Ontology annotation, biological process: regulation of DNA-templated transcription. The transcript has 6 exons. The record is from RefSeq and is a predicted model, not a curated record. Gene Ontology annotation, molecular function: DNA-binding transcription factor activity; cis-regulatory region sequence-specific DNA binding. The coding region runs from base 469 to 1929 and encodes 486 amino acids. Gene Ontology annotation, cellular component: nucleus.
GGGCAAAGCAGCACAGCACAGGAACACACACAUCCACGCGCGCGCACACGUACACAAACUUGCGCAUACACACGCUCACCGAGCUCUUCUCCGACAGUAGAGAGAGAGGGAGAGCGCGAGCUCAGAGAGGAAUAAACAGAGGGAGAGAGCGAGAGAGACCAUAGGAACGCAGAAGCGGCUUGUGUGUGUGUGCGUGUGUGUGUGUGUAGGUACGCUUGCUCGGCGGUUAGAAACGACUGGCUGGGCGGAUAUGGAGGGGCUCGGGAAAAACGCUGGGAACUGACCGAGUACCGAAACGAAGAGUGAAAGAGAGAGAGAGGGAGAAGAAGGACUGACGGAUAGCACGGUAGGAAGGACGGAAGGAAAGGAGGAGAGGAGGAGAGAGAAGUCUAAAAGAGGAGAGGAAGAGUGUGAAGAAGGGGCUCGUCUGGAACACAGAAGGAUCCUAAGGAGCGAGCCCUGGGCUGGAUGGGACCCACCAUGCCCCCCAGUAAGAAGGCCCAGAGCCCCAGUAGUGGAGCUAGUGCCUCACAGGGCAUGAGCCCGCCGUACCGGCAAGGUGACGCCGCCACAGCGGCGUCUGAAGCCGAGGCAGCUGACCUCUCCCUUUCCCUGUCCGCCUCCUUCUCCAAGGCCGAAGACGAAGAGCUCACCAGCCUCUCCUGGCUCCACGAGAGCACAGACCUCCUCAACAGCUUCAGCCAUUCUGGGCUUCGUAGCGUCUCCCCUCUGCAGGACCCCGAUGGCCAGCACCCUCGCUCGCCCUCCUCCUCGUCUCCCUCCCCAGACGACCCCCUGCUCGGUGACGCGCACUCAGCGUACGACUUGACGGCGGGGGCCAACCGAAAACCUCCGUACUCCUUCAGCUGCCUGAUUUUCAUGGCCAUCGAGGAUGCGCCAAACAAGCGGCUGCCGGUGAAGGAUAUCUACGGCUGGAUUCUGGAGCACUUCCCUUACUUUGCAAGCGCCCCCACAGGCUGGAAGAACUCAGUGCGCCACAACCUGUCGCUCAACAAGUGCUUCAAGAAGGUGGAUAAAGAUCGCAGCCAGAGCAUAGGCAAAGGCUCUUUGUGGUCCAUAGAUCCAGAGUACAGGCACAACCUGAUCCAGGCUCUGAAGAAGACGCCGUACCAUCCCUACUCGCCCAGCCUGACCACCCCCUCCACCUCCCCACCCACCCUACCGCAGACAUUUCACCACAGUCCUCCGUUGUGGUCGGGGAGUCCCCUCUUCAGAAAGAACGGAGGAGUACUCCUACAAGUUCCUCGAGGUGUGAUCCAAAAUGGCGCCCGUGUCAGGAGCCAGGCCCUCUUCCCUGUUAUCAGACCCUUACCUGUAAGCCCUGUGGGGAGCAGAACCUCGGCCAUAAGAUCAUCCCUGGGCGAUUAUCUAAGCCGAGGACAGGACAGCCCAACCUGCUACUCUCCUCCGCCCUGCGGCGAGGACCUCCAGGACGACCACACUUACAGCACCGCCAAAUCCCCCAGCAGGCUGUGCUCCUCCCAGGUCACCUCCCCUUCCUCCCCCGUGGACGACGACGACAUUAUCGCCGUGGAAAUCCAAUCAGACGUCAAACCCGAGCCCCGGGAGAUCCCACUGGACUCUCACGUCACCACUGCCGCCACCACCACUACCUACAUUUCCCAGCAGCCCCCGCGCGGACAGAGACGUAGUUUGGGGGGAGCCGGGACUCUGGCUGGGAGCAGUUUGCCCUGGACCAAAAGCCGAGCGAGAGGCAUUAGUGACACGCUGCCGCUGAAGAAGCGGCGCGCGGCGACGGUGGAGAAGCCGCCGGAGAGCGACGACGAGGAGAUGAAAGAGGCGGCGGGAUCGCUGCUCCACCUGGCGGGGGUUAGAGCCUGCCUCAACAACAUCACAAACCGCACCGCCAAGGGCCAGAAGGAGCAGAAAGAGGCCCUGAGAAACUAAGACACACACACAUAGAACAAAGCAUAGACACACACACAGACGGCUUAUAGCUCCAAGCACACACACACAGAUUUACACACACACACAACUAGGUCAACAGGUAACAUUACUACAGCAUUAGUCUCAACGGACACUUGUCAUCUCCCUCUAUCUAUCUGCAGGGCAUUAGGUGAAUCCUACUUAUUUGUGGCAAUAUCAAAAAUCUAUGUUUUCCUACAUGUUCAGCAACACUAAACAUCGAUGGGUAUUUCUCAUAUGUCUUUGUUGGUUUUUUGUUGUUUAAAAAGGGGAUGAAAGCCAUAAAAAAAGGAAAAAACAAAAGCACGUUUUGUCACUAAUUUGGACGAGCGCGACAAAACCGAGUCACGUUGCCGGGAGGGGGAGGGCGGGAGCUGAUGAUGGCUGUUUGUCUUACCUGUUUGUUUCUAUGUGAAUCUGUAGCAAUCUUGCAGUGAUGCCGGCAAAGGCGGGUCGGCCGCCCGCCGGCAUCACUCUCCUACAUCCACGAGCACAAAUGUGAGACUGUGCCAAAGAUAAGCGACCAGGUUGCUUCAUGUAGCCGAUACGACAGCUGACAAGAAAAAAAACAAACACAAAAAAAGUUCAAAGAUGGCGUAGUAGAGCUGACGAGAGAGAGCGAGUGACCUUAAGUGUGGAAAUAAAUGUAAAACCCAAUGUGAUAUAUAUUCAUGCACUUAUUUUACGCCACUUAUAAUAAAAAGCAUCAUGGGUAAAGACAUGGUUUAUUUCAAGAGCACUCAUAGUAUUUAAGAAUAAAUAUAUUAAAAUUUAAAAAAAAAAAGGUCAUGUUUUAUCACCAUAGAGACGGAUAGUGUGCCGGGUCUGAGGCAAUAUCUCCUUCAUUUUGUUGUUGUUGUUGCAUAAUGUAAAACCUCCUCCCUCCACCCCCUCGUACUUCUCUCCAUUAGACGACGUAGACACCUGGUAUAGAUAUCAUAGCUGCCAGUAGCUGCCACCACCUUCCUCUUCAUUUGACAAAGAACUAUAUACAUGAACUGUGGGUUUAGGUUUCUGUUUGUGUCUGUUUACCCUCACUCUACCCUCAUAAAGAUAUAAGCAAUUUGCCCCUGUGCGGGCAACUCUGUAAAAAGGUUAGAAAAUAUUUUAUUUUUUUCCUUUUUCUUAAUUGAAGCAAUUUGACCUGCAGGACUUUCUCAGUUAUAUUGCAUGGGUGCUUGUAAAUAAGAUAAAAAGCAAAUCUUUUUUAUUCAAAGAUCAUGUAAGAUAAACGAUGUAUUUAGCAUGAAGCAUGACUUAUUUUCAUAUAAACCUUGAUCCUAGAGGAAAGAAAAAAAAAGUUUUGCCGCCAAUUCUUAUACCCGUGAUUAUAUUGGAGAUUUUCUUUUCUUUUUUUUAUUUCGUCUCCUUGUUUUUCUGAGCGGGCUUUCAAAGACACGUCUUCAGGGAGGAAACGUGGGAGAUCACUCUGCAAUUAGAGGCCCAAAGGACGCCACCUCUGGGCUUCGGGUUCAGGCUUAUAACGUAGGCCAGCUGAAACACCUCUUGGGGGGGUGGGCUUACGACAACUUCUGCCUGUACAGUGAUUUCUUUUAUUUUUUUUAAUUUAAUUGUUUUAGGUGUUCAAUGUUAAACCCGGUGUUAUUCCAGAACACGUCUGUGGAGUGUGUGCGUUUGUGUGCCCAGGAACACACACCCUUUAACAUCGUGCCUGCCUGCCUGCCCUCAGUACCUCUGUUGUCACGACAGAACCUGUCUUUAUUUAUAACAGUAUUGUUUUUACUUUUACUUCAGUGUGUAAAUGUACGCGUGUCCUUCCUCUCCAUCGGCAUUGUUCGGUGUAAAUGUUUGAAAGGGGCGCGGGAGACCUUGUAGAUGCCCUCAUAUCUCCAAGAAAAGGAAAAAAAAAGACGACAUGGGAAGGGGACGUUUCUUUU